UAGUUACAAUAAUAUAUCCAUAAACUGAAAACUAACACUUAUAAAAAUUAUAGUUUUCCAAAUCUUAUUUUUAAUCAAAACUUAACCCCAAAUCUUAAACUUAAACCCCAAAUCCUAUACUUCAAACCCUAAACUUAACUACUAAAUUCCUUUAACGACUAUUUAACUACUAAAUUCCGACUAAGAAAAAUAACUAGGCUAAUGGAUCCAGCGAAACCAAGCCCAACUAAAACGAAGUCGGCCCAGGCCCAACUAAACUCACCUCCACCCCGAGAAUUCCUAAGUCAUCUUCCUCAUUCUUCUUCUCGAUUCUUACUCUUUCUCUCAAACAAAUUAAACCCUAAUUCCUCGAUUCUUCCUCUUCCGCUUCCUCAAAUCGAACCCUAAUCUCCAUUUCUUCCCCAAAACUUCCUCAAAUCAAACCCUAAUUCCUCGAUUCGCGAAGCAAUUCGUUUGACCCUUCGUCUCUUCACUCUGUUUCCUGCAAAUCCGGAACAAGAUGACUGGUAAGCGAGGCCGGAAGAGAAGAAAUGCUCCCAACGCGUCUCAGAGAGCCGUUGGUUCCACCGCUGCAAACCGUAGACCUAAAAAUCUGCGCCUCGUCAGCGACGGCGUCCACAACAAACGCCUCAACACCGACAGCCUCUUUCUCCGCAGCAGGAUCCUCCUCUGUCUCCACAGCAGGAUCCUCCUCCGUCUCCACAUCAGAACUCUGAGGCUCAGAGUCACGCGUUUGGCUGUUCCUCUCAAGGUAACAACUUCCAAAACGAAUUGCCGGAUCUCCAGGAGGAUACGCUUGAGGCUCUGACUGCUCUGCUUAUGGUGCCGGACCGUCAUCUGUUUACAACCGUUCUCUCUCCAACACCGUUGCCAGACCCGACGUGGUUUGAUUGGGACGAGAAAUCAAGACUGGACUUGUUCAAGAGGCACAUGGUCGUGUUUGCAGUUGGAACUUCUUUAGCAUCUGUUGCUACUGCUUGGAUUGAUAUUCAAGUUCUUGAUUGUGAUGUCCGGAGAUUAAGUUGCCUAAAUGAUGCUUGCUUAAGAACUGUUUUGGCGUAUCUCGUCAAGUUCUUUGCUGUUUUAAUUUCAGCUCAUAUUGAUAUAGCCUUUGAUGCUUUGGUCUUAUGUGUGUUUGUAUUGUAG
This is a messenger RNA of Arabidopsis lyrata subsp. lyrata, 1146 nucleotides long. RefSeq lists its product as uncharacterized. The record is from RefSeq and is a predicted model, not a curated record. Bases 820 to 1146 code for a protein of 108 amino acids. The transcript has 4 exons. Lineage: Eukaryota; Viridiplantae; Streptophyta; Magnoliopsida; Brassicales; Brassicaceae.